Messenger RNA from Vidua chalybeata, 1760 nucleotides. RefSeq lists its product as uncharacterized. The coding region runs from base 32 to 1534 and encodes 500 amino acids. Lineage: Eukaryota; Metazoa; Chordata; Aves; Passeriformes; Viduidae. The record is from RefSeq and is a predicted model, not a curated record. The transcript has 2 exons.
CCCAUCAGCACUGAAGGGUCACUGCUCCAAGAUGUGCUCCAGACAAAGCUCCGGAGGCUGCCAUGGGAUGUCCUCCCAGUCUAGUGGGUGCCACAGCGAGGGCUCCGGUUGCCACGGGAGCGGCUCCUCCAGUUACCAGUCCCAGGGCUCCUCCUGCUGCGGGGGCGGAGGGGGCUCCAGCAAAGUCAUCAUCAGCUCUGGUGGUGGAGGAGGAGGAUCCUGCUGCAGUGGGGGCUCCUCUGGAUAUGGGAUAGGAGGGGAAUACAGUGGUGGCUCUUCAGGAUCAAAGACCAUCAUUGGAGGGGGAAGCAGUGGAGGAUACUCAGGUUAUGGCAUGGGAGGAGGGUGCGGUGGUGGCUCGUCAGGAUCAAAGAGCACUGUUGUAGGUGGAGGUAGUGGAGGUUCCUCUGGAUGCUGCAGUGGGGGCAGCUAUGGGAUGGGUGGAGGAUACGGUGCAUCUUCAGGAUCAAAGAGCAUCAUUGGAGGGGGAAGCAGUGGAAGUUCCUCUGGGUGCUGCAGUGGAGGAUACUCGGGUUAUGGCAUGGGAGGAGGGUGCGGUGGUGGAUCUUCAGGAUCAAAGAGCAUCGUUAUAGGUGGAGGUAGUGGAGGUUCCUCUGGAUACUGUGGUGGAGGAUCCAGCUAUAGGAUGGGUGGAGGAUAUGGUGGAUCUUCAGGAUCAAAGACCAUCAUUGGAGGGGGAAGCAGUGGAAGUUCCUCUGGGUGCUGCAGUGGAGGAUACUCAGGUUAUGGCAUGGGAGGAGGGUGCGGUGGUGGAUCUUCAGGAUCAAAGAGCAUCGUUAUAGGUGGAGGUAGUGGAGGUUCCUCUGGAUACUGUGGUGGAGGAUCCAGCUAUAGGAUGGGUGGAGGAUAUGGUGGAUCUUCAGGAUCAAAGACCAUCAUUGGAGGGGGAAGCAGUGGAAGUUCCUCUGGGUGCUGCAGUGGAGGAUACUCAGGUUAUGGCAUGGGAGGAGGGUGCGGUGGUGGAUCUUCAGGAUCAAAGAGCAUCGUUAUAGGUGGAGGUAGUGGAGGUUCCUCUGGAUACUGUGGUGGAGGAUCCAGCUAUGGCAUGGGUGGAGGAUAUGGUGGAUCUUCAGGAUCAAAGGCCAUCAUUGGAGGUGGAGGUUCCUCUGGGUGCUGCAGUGGGGGCUCCUCUAGCUAUGGGAUGGGUGGAGGAUAUGGUGGAUCUUCAGGAUCAAAGAGCAUCAUUGGAGGGGGAAGCAGUGGGGGUUCCUCUGGAUGCUGCAGUGGAGGAUCUUCAGGAUACGGGAUGGGAGGAGGGUAUGGUGGUGGGUCUUCAGGAGGGAAGAUCAUCAUUGGAGGUGGAGGCAGUGGUGGAUCCUCUGGAUGCUGUGGUGGAGGAUCCAGCUAUGGGAUGGGAGGAGGAUGCAGCAGCGGCUCCUCAGGCCAGACCAUCAUCAUCAGCUCUGGAGGGGGCAGCAGAGGCUCCUCCCAGCAUCCAGAGCCCAUUGUCAUCCCCAGCGUGGUGUCCCACCAGAGCAAGCAGAGCUCCUACUGGCCCUGCCAGCAGAAGUAACAGCCCUGGGCAGCUCCAGUUCCGAGUCUCUGCCAUGGCUCCUCUUUACCUCCAGCUCUGGCUCUGCUGCCUGGUCCUUCCCAGCGUGUCCUCUCCUGUCCCCUGGAUGCUGCACCCUCGUGUGAGAUCUCCAGGACUGCCCUGCUGUGCCCUGCUCCUGGUGUUGGGGUGCCUUUGAUAAUGUCCUGCCACUUUUUACAUCCAAUAAAUGUUACAAUUGCUCAAA